This is a messenger RNA of Mesocestoides corti, 1239 nucleotides long. The record is from the annotation of a GenBank genome assembly. Lineage: Eukaryota; Metazoa; Platyhelminthes; Cestoda; Cyclophyllidea; Mesocestoididae.
AUGGCGUCAUUGAGACGGGCAUCGAGCCGUCAAACUCUUAACAAAACCCUUCCCGUCUCAUUCAUGGACAGUUCAAGUCCCGAUCCGCUGAUCUACGCAGGUGCCGUGGGAGAACCGCUGCGAAUGCAUUGUUCGGCUGAUGGGAAUCCAUCGCCAGAAAUAGAGUGGCGGUUAGCUGGAACCAACGGGCCAAGCGCCGUACUUAUGAGGAAUGAAUAUUUUAUUCGUGACAAAAUUCACCAAAAUGACUUCGGGAUUUACAUCUGUACAGCCAAGUCAGCCGGAUACCCUUCAGUGUCAAAGAAGAUUAUUUUGGCUAAAAAGUCCGCUCCGAAGAUAAAGCCAACGGAACCGGUGUACGCCGCUAUUGGCUCGCCUGCCAGACUUCCCUGCACAAUAAAUGCUAUUCCUCUUCCACCCCCAGAGGGGUUGCAUUGGUUCAGACGCGAAAUCAUCCUUCGGCCGUCAUCACACCGAAAAUUCUCAACUCAAGAGUUCUUAGGCGGAAUUAUCUAUGUUAUGUCAUUCUCGCAUGUUAUGUCGACGGACUUUGGAUUCUACAACUGUUCUGCUGUAAACGCCUACGGCAGCGAUUGGCAAACUAUAGAACUUCGAAGGGAUGAUGAGCUAUCGAUAGCUUCUCUCAGCGGAAUUAUAGCGGCUCUGGUUGCAGCAGUCUUUUUUGCUCUUCUGCUCUUCUUCUACUGUCGAAGGCGCCAAUAUCCAAAACCAAGUUUAAAAGGUUUCGGACAAGUCGAACUACUAUUUAAUUUUAUCUUUCGAAGUUUCGAUGCCCAGUGCUCAUCAAUACGAAGCUACCACUUGCCAUCUACGACGAUUCGUGGCUCUUCAGAGCACGCUGGCCUGACAGCUCAGUCUCCUUCAUCAAUCGCCUCGACACCCAUCACUGAUCAAUGCCUAUCAGUGCGUCCAUUCUCGCCUGUUUGUAAAUACACCCUAAUUGACGGCAGUGGACAAAAUAUUCCCGUUUGCCCCAAUGUCGUCACUUUUACUGGGCAACCCGGCGACCUUCACUUAACUAGUGAAGGUGGUGCAGCGCUUUGCAUUGCCUCCGACUACCAGCCGAUCCCCAUUACCUAUGUAAAUUUGCCCGCUGCUACGCGCAUGGCGUCGGUCGCCCAGGAGGGGCCCAUUGCCCAACGAGUUGGAGUCGUUCCCGCCACACCAGUUUUACCCGACAGCGACAUCAUUGUGAAUACCCAAGUCACGGAUGUGUAG